AAAAAAAAGACACCAUCUAACAAGAAGGUGUUCAAUCUCAGCUGAUCAUUCUCAUGCAUGAAGGGGCUCGCCACCCACAGCGACGCUCUCCAAUCCAUUAAAACCCUUGUGCUGAAACGCCUAUAUCCGCAAGCCCUUAGAGCCUCAGCAUCGCUCCUCCAUCCUCCUCUCACUGAUCAAUCCUAUGCCCUCUUCCUUAAAUCAGGCUUCACACUCGAUGCCUUCCUCUCCAGCUUCAUUGUCAACCGCUUUGCCAUCUCAGGCGACUUCGCUCGCGCCCGCAGGUUCCUACUCGACACCCCAUACCCCGACACAGUCUCCUGGAAUUCUCUCAUCUCUGGGUAUGCCCGGUUUCGGCAACCCGGGCCCGUGUUCGACUUGUUCAAUGGGUUGAGGCGAUCCGGUCUGAGUCCUGAUGAGUUCAGUUUGAGUUCUUUGGUCAAGGGGUGUGGUGUUCUUGAGCAAAAUGAGGUUGCACAUGGGGUUUGUUUGAAGAUGGGGUUAAUGAACGGUUUUGUGGUGAGUGGACUGCUGGAUGGCUAUGCGAAAUUGGGUGAUGUUGAUUCAGCUGAGAAGUGUUUCAAAGAGGUUUAUAUUGUGGAUUCUGUGGUUUGGACGGCUAUGGUUUGUGGGUUUGUUUGGAACGGAGAAUUCGAGAAGGGGCGCGAGGUUUUUGUAGAGAUGAGGGGUUUGGGUUUGGAGUUGAACGAGUUUAGCUUGACUAGUGUUCUUGGGGCACUGUCUGAUGUGAGAGAGGGUGAACAGGUUUUUGGUUUAAGUGUUAAGAUGGGUCUGUUAUGCGGAUGCUCAAUUCAUUUGAACAAUGCAUUGAUGAAUAUGUAUUCUAGGUGUGGGAGUAAAUCUGAUGCUAUUAAAAUGUUUGAUGAAAUGACUGAGCCGGAUGUUGUUUCAUGGACUGAGCGGAUUGGCGCUGCUUAUGACGCUAUAGAAGCUUUUGAAUUGUUUAGACUUGUGCUUUCAGGAAACAUGGAAGUGAAUGAGUAUAUGUUGAUUAAUGUUUUGUCUGCCAUGGGGGAGCCAAAGUUGUUGAAAUCUGGGAGGCAAAUCCAAGGGCUUUGUCAAAAGGCUGGGUAUUUGCAAGUGGCUUCUGUUAAUAAUGCAUUGAUUUUUAUGUAUGGGAAGUGUGGAGAGAUGGUCGCUGCUAGGCACAUUUUUGAUGAAAUGCUUUGUGGGGAUUCCGUUUCAUGGAAUUCUCUGAUUGCAGGGUAUGCUGAGAAUGGACUCAUGAAACAAGCUCUUAAGGUGUUCUCUCAAAUGCGUGAUUAUUUGCUACAACCCAAUAAAUAUACUUUGGCUAGCAUUCUAGAAGUAGCAGCAAACCCAAAUUCUCCAGAGCAGGCAAUGCAAAUUCAUUCAUAUAUAGUUAAACUGGGAUUCAUAGUAGAUAAUUCAAUGUUGUCUUGUUUAAUAACAGCAUAUGGUAAAUGCAAUAUGAUUUGUGAAUCAAAGAGGGUAUACAGUGAUAUUAGUCAAAUAAAUGUGUUGCAUCUUAAUGCAAUGGCAGCCACACUUGUCCAUGCUGGUUGCCAUGCUGAUGCCCUCAAAUUGUUCCAAACAGGAUGGCGCUUGCCUCAGGAAGUGGAUUGCAUAACAUUAAGUAUAGUACUUAAAGCAUGUGGUGCUUUGACAGAUUUGGAAUAUGGUAGAAAUAUACAUUCUAUGGCCCUUAAAUCUGGAAUGAGUGAGGAUAACUUUGUAGAAAGUGCUGUUAUCGAUGUGUACUGUAAGUGUGGAACUGUGGAUGAAGCUGCAAAAACUUUUAUGAAUGUAUCUAAAAACAAUUUAGUUGCUUGGAAUGCCAUGGUGAUGGGAUAUGCUCAACAUGGUUGUUAUCAUGAAGUUUUCGAGCUAUUUAAUAAGAUGCUUGAAUUGGGGAUACAACCUGAUAAGAUAACUUAUCUUGGAGUGCUUAACUCAUGUUGUCAUUCAGGGCUAGUGAAUGAAGCGCGUACUUACCUAAGCUCGAUGUUAGAACUUCAUGGAGUGGUCCCAUGUUUAGAACACUAUGCCUGCAUGAUAGACUUAUUUGGACGAGUUGGACUCCUGGAAGAUGCAAAGAGGACCAUUGAUCAAAUGCCUAUUAUGCCUGAUGCUCAAAUAUGGCAGAUUCUUCUCUCAGGCUGCAACAUCCAUGGAAAUGUUGAUUUGGGGGAAGUUGCAGCAAAGAAGCUUAUUGAGCUGCAACCUGAAAAUGAUUCCGCUUAUGUUCUUCUCUCAAAUCUCUAUGCUUCAGCUGGUAGGUGGAAUGCUGUUGGAAAAUUGAGAAGGGUAAUGAAAGAAAAAAUAAUCUGCAAGGAACCUGGUUCUAGUUGGAUUCAGGUGAGAGGAUCUGUGCAUUACUUUUUUGCUAGCGAUACAUCACAUCCUGAGAGUAAAGAAAUUUAUAUGAAGCUCCAGAGGUUGUAUGAGGAAAUGUUUGCUUCACCAUAUUUGGAACAAGAUAGACCUGUCAACUAUGAUCCAAUUCAAUUUUGAUUUAUGAGGCAACUGUGAAUGGGGGCUGUCCUUUGCAUGUUUCUGGGAUACCAUCAAAGGCUGGUACUCAAGCAAUCAGGGCUUUUUACCUGUCAUUUCUCAACAGGUAUUGUGGCUUCAACCAUGAAUCAGUCCUGGCUUAUUCCACUUGAUCUCAUUUUUGUUUCUACCACUUCCAAACUAUUCUAAUGUAGACAGUAUGAUAUCUGGCAGGGACGAUGGCGAGGUGAAGAUGCCAUGGAAAGCACAGAGACAAAAGAUUUGAAAGCCUUUUCUGCUAUCCUCAACUUUAUCUGCCCCCUCUUUGGAAGAGGCCUUCUGCCCCUGAAAUUGCUGCUAGUAGUCACUUGAGGAAUGUUACUGACCUUGUUAUUCAUGAUGGAAAAGUAUGCAAAGUGAACUUCUGUUAAGAGUUGGAUAGUUUGAUAAAUGGUGGAUAUCUGACUGGUCGCCUUGGUUGGGUAUUUAUAUAGCACAGGAACAGUUCAUUGUAAUAACAAGGCCUGAGGAGGGGCUCAUCUGGCUGUGUCAAGCAAGCUAGAAACUGACUUUUUAGGUUGGCAGGGGUUGGGAAGGCAUGCCAGCGAAUUGUCUGGCUGUACAAGAUUCCUUUCAGCUCAACUUGAGACAUUAACUCCAUGGGAUGAUUUGGCGGCUGAUUGACCAAGUAGAAGAUCCAAACUUAAUCUACAUAUAUUGUGAUUUUUUGAGCCUGUCUUACCAUAAACACGUGUGGGUUUUAGCAGCAUUUUGUUCUCUUGUAUGCCAUGGGCUCCUCCAUGGAUGACUAGAAAAAGGGCUACUCUUUGAAAUGGCAAGAUCUAUUGAUUUGUUUUUGUACAACUUGACAGAUAGAUUCAUUAGUUAAAUGCAACUGGUUUGGACACCAGGGAGCAGGGUUGAUAUUAAUAUUUGUUUAUACUCUCAUCCAUGUUUCCAUGGAGACUUCCUCAGUACUGCCAAAUGUCUAUCUGACUGCCUUCAGGAUGGCACCUUGCUCUAUAAUAUGAUGUAUGUUCGAUGCCACUGCACAUGGUCAAGAGCUUGUUUCCCAGGCAGAGAAUCAUAUAUGUAUAACGACAUUGAUGAUGACGAAAAUGAUUUAUUUAGUAUAUUCCUUUUAAA
This is a messenger RNA of Vitis riparia (riverbank grape), 3621 nucleotides long. RefSeq names its product pentatricopeptide repeat-containing protein At2g13600-like. Gene Ontology annotation, biological process: RNA modification. The record is from RefSeq and is a predicted model, not a curated record. The coding region runs from base 58 to 2496 and encodes 812 amino acids. Gene Ontology annotation, molecular function: RNA binding; protein binding. NCBI's taxonomy places the organism in Eukaryota, Viridiplantae, Streptophyta, Magnoliopsida, Vitales, Vitaceae. The transcript is spliced from 3 exons.